Messenger RNA from Pristis pectinata (smalltooth sawfish), 4994 nucleotides. Its product is annotated as GRAM domain-containing protein 4-like. The record is from RefSeq and is a predicted model, not a curated record. Lineage: Eukaryota; Metazoa; Chordata; Chondrichthyes; Rhinopristiformes; Pristidae. Gene Ontology annotation, biological process: negative regulation of toll-like receptor 9 signaling pathway; apoptotic process.
AUUCUCUCAAUUAUUUUAUGCACCCUUCCAAUAGCUGCAUUAUCACUUGCACUUUAGUGUCUAAUAGAGAUCACCUUAAUCACUCAGAAGAUGGCUUGUUUUGUUUAAUAAUGAACUUCAUUUAUAUCGCAGUUUUCGCUUUGUUCCUUGUCACCAGCAUUGUUGCGAUUUCACUGCUCACUUCGUGCGAGAUAACACGUACUCAGGCACAGGGAUUUCCUCUCUUAAGUAAGAUCUCCUGGAUUUCCCUUUUUUUAAAUCUCUAUGCUUUGAAGCCCUGAAUUUCAUCCGCCAUCUCCCUGGGCAAUGCUUGUUUGUCUUCCGAUCCUCCUGGACUGCUCUGGUCCUGCUUCGAAACCCCUUCCACCUCCGUUACCUUUGCAUUACCUGCCCCCAGUAUCCUCAUUCUCACAGGACAUCAUACUCCUACUUUUGUCUCAAACUUGCCCGAUGCUUAAAAGAGGAAGACACAAGAGACUGCCCGUGCUGGAAUUUCAAGCAAAAGCUUCUUUUUUCGUGGCUUCCGGGGACGUGAAAGAUGCAACCAGUCACUGAGAGCCAGCGAGAGGGAAAACCUGAUUGGGAGCGGAGGGCGUGAGCCCGAGGAAGGAGUGCGAGUGAGAGAGGCCGGCGGCUCCCGCUCCGGGAUCCGCACUCCGGGCUUUGGGCGCGGCCGGCGGUGCUGCUGUUUACCUGGAGCGCCGAGCUGGGUCUCUGCUUCGGAGCUGGAGGAGCAGCAGCAGGAGGCGGCGGCUGCGGGAUCUGCCGGCGGUGUCGAGGGGCAGCGGCGCCGUGCGUUCAUGAAAGUUAGCUGCGAUUUUCGUGUCAGAGCUGGGAACAACAUUCAACAUGUUAAAGUGAAGGAAAAGAACUCCAUAUUGAACAUGCUAAAACGAUUGGACAAAAUAAGAUUUAGAGGACAGAAGAGGGAUGAAAUACUCGAUCUUGUAGAAUCUCCCAAUGCAUCAGACAAUGAAUGUGGUGAUGAAAUUCCAGCAAAGCCUGCUCGAUGCUCAAUAAAAGAUUCUGAGGAAUUAAAGGAUUCUACAGCCACGGGGUCAUCGAUUAUGGCUUUAGGAGUUCAAGAUUUCAACAGAACAGAGUCUGAACGACUGAAUGAGAUCAAAGGACAUCUUGAAAUUGCUCUGUUGGAAAAACAUUUUUUGCAGGAGGAAUUACGGAAGCUUAGAGAAGAAACGAACGCUGAAACUCUAAAGCAGGAACUAGAAAAGGAAAAGUUAAAGAGAAUAGAGCUGGAACAGAAAAUUUCUGAUGUGCUUAAAAUCAGAGGUGAAGACUCAUCAAGUCAGCAGUCUGCAAAAGUGCAAACUUCAAUGAAUGGAACAGAAAAACGUGGUCGGACAUUCUACUCCAAGAUUCAAAAAUGGUUCUUUGAGAAGUUUUCAGAGUAUAUUGAAGAUUUUCAAUUCCAACAAGAAGAGAUCCCUGUAGAAACUGAAGAGCCACUUAGCGCAAAACGAUUAACUGAAAAUAUGAGAAGAUUAAAACGAGGUGCCAAACCAGUUACCAGUUUCUUAAAGAACCUGUCAGCCUUAUCAAAUUGGCACUCUGUAUACACGUCAGUAAUUGCCUUUAUUAUCUACAUGAAUGCUGUAUGGCAUGGCUGGGCCAUUCCAAUGUUCUUAUUUCUAGCCAUUUUGAGGUUAUCUCUAAAUUAUCUCAUUGCAAGGGGUUGGAGGAUUCAAUGGAGUAUUGUGCCCGAAGUGUCAGAUCCUGUGGAGCCUUCAAAAGAAGAUCUCACUGUAUCUGAAAAAUUCCAGCUGGUGCUUGAUGUUGCACAAAAAGCACAGAAUCUUUUUGGCAAGAUGGCAGAUGUACUGGAAAAAAUUAAGAACUUAUUUAUGUGGGUGCAUCCAGAAAUAACACAGAAGUUGUACAUGGGCUUAUGGCUCCUCUUUAUUGCAUCUUGCUUCUUUCCAUACAGAAUUCUUGGUCUCUUUAUAGGACUUUAUGGAGUCAGUUUUUUUCUCAUUGACUUUAUCUUCAAACGAUGUCCAAAGCUUCGAGAAAAAUAUGAUACUCCUUAUAUUAUGUGGAAGAAUUUACCUACAGAUCCUCAGCUAAAAGAAAGAGCAAAUGCUAUUCUAACAAGAAGGAUUCCAACGGUUGUGUCAAGGUCAACGUAACUGCCCCAAUGCCAUGUCUGUUUAUAGUCGGGAGAUGAUGGUGCACGUUCACACAGCAAGAAGAGCAGCUUCAGUGAGAUUUUCAGUUUGGCAGAGAAUGAACGUCCUUUACCAGUAUGUGAAAACGGAUGGCGCUGCUGUCUAAUUAACAGGGACAAGAAGAUACCGACUGACUAUAUUCGACAUGGUUUUCUCUAUGUAACGGAAAAUUAUUUAUGCUUUGAAAGCUCCAAAUCUGGGUCAUCCAAGAAAAAUAAGAUAAUAAAAUUAAAAGAAAUUACAGAAAUUCAAAAGUACAAAGUUCUGUCAGUUUUACCUGGAUCAGGAAUGGGCAUUUCAAUAACUACUCCAUAUACGCAAAAGCCACUGGUAUUUGGUGCUAUGUUACACAGGGAUGAAGCCUUUGAAGCAAUAAACUGUCAAUAUACCAAAAUAGCAUCCAGCGUAUCCAGUAAUGAAACCUAACCACAUGCUUUCCAAUAAGGAAUAAUUUAUGUGUACAAUAUUGUUGAAAUGAGCAAUUGGACAAGAACCUCUAUUAUCUGUUUGAUGAUAUUUGCGAUGGAUUUUGUACCUAAUUGGAAUAGAUGGUUUAUAAUCUAUAUAUUUUUUAACUUGCUGUUUAGUUAUUUUACAUUUUGGUGAGAGUUUUGCACAAAAGUGCUGUUACUAUCAUAGUAAUCCCCGCACAGUAAGCACUUUUGGCAUUUGUUUACAGACAUUUUAAAUGUUAGACUAAAUUGGAGUAGGAUAAAAUUGAGUUUUUUUAAUUAAAAAAGAAAACAAUGUAAGAUAAAAUUUGAACUAAAAAGUGCAAAAUCUGAAUGCCAAGAUUGUAUACAUUUCAGUGUCCAUUUCCGGUGACGAGUAUUGUUUUAAGUAAUAUUCUUUUCAAAAGGAAGUAGGAAGCUAAGGUAAAGCAGAAAGAUAAGGAAAGUUAGGCAGAAAUUGUGGAGAGAGAAUCAGAAUUAAUGUAUCAGAUCAAAGUCUUCUUAUUAGAAUUGGAAAAUAACUGAAGUAUGUGAUUAAAUUACACCCCGAAUCUCAAGUCUGGACAGUAUAGACAUUAAGUAAUUGUUCAGAACCUUGUGCACAUAAUAAUUGAUUAAAUAUUUACAUGAUAUGAGAUAUAGUCAUUUUUUUAUUAUAUCACAAACCACUGCAGAAGUAAUCUCAUCCAGUGUUUCCAUUGGUAGUAAAAUAUAAUUAUGGAAGCAAAUUCUUUUUCUUUUAGUAAUGAUACUUAUGUUGCAAGUUGCAGUUGACAACCUGUUCAGAUUAUGUUUUGGGUUUGAAAGUUUCAUUCCCACUCCUUUUGCAGGCUUUACUCCAAUGUUGCCAUACAGCUAUAUGAAAAAUGAGCAUUUUGAAUAAUUCUUCCAAUGAGCAGAAAUUAAAUGUUACUUCCACAUCUUUUUCAACUCAAUAUCCUCAUACUUCCUGCCUGCUAGCUCCUUUCAGAAAGAUCCGCCCUUGACGAAGACCUUCUUUGACGUAAUUUUUCCAUUCUUGACAAAUGCAACAGACCAAGUUUAUCUGAUUGCAAUAUGCUCUUCUGUGGAGGGGAAAGACCAUCUCUUUAGAUAGAAACUAUAUUACUAAGAUUACGUCCUGACCUUUUUUAAAAUUGGCGAAUCAAUUUUCAAGGCAUGCUCAUUGGGCCAUGCAUAGAAGUGGUGUCCAUUAAUACCAUCUGAUAUUCCUUUUCUCCAUGUGCAAAGAAGCCUGCCUUUGUUCACUGUCAAGAGAUAAAACAGUUUGGAAACUUGCUGAUAGAAGGCACAGACAUGAAACCACAUUCUGGAUCUCAGUGAUAUGGUUCAAAGAUAUUGUACAUUGGCUUUGAGGAUUUCUAUCUAAUUCCUUUCUAAUUUGUUUUUUGCUUCAGUUCAGGAUGGGGUUUAUCUGCACAGCUGUUUGAAAAUUUUCAUGGCAGAUGUCCAUACAAAUCAUGCUGCAGCAGAAAUCCCCAUUCCUUUCUGGCAUGUAGCAAAUUCUUCCUGUCAUUUCAGUGAUCUGAUGCAGCAAAUGCUCUGUGCCAUUGCACACACUCACAGAAUUCAACAUCAUACACUUAUAAUCAAGGUCAUUGGAAAGUAACUUUAAUAUGAUGUGACCAACAAGCCUCCAGUGGAUAUAGCCUUCAAGAAACUGCAGAGUUGCUGGUUAUUAAUACUUAAGACUUUAUGACCCAUUUUACUUUUACAUGUGCUCAUAGAAUUACACUGACUGCAUAAAAAUGCCUGACCAUGCAGAAUAUUUUUCACUUUAUCUGGGCUUGUUCAAGGUUUAAUUCAUUGAAACUUUUAAUUGAACAUUAUUAAUGCUGCAAACACUGGAAUAUAAAUAGUAGUGGGUUUGUGAUAUAUAGUUACGUGAUACAAACAUUUGCCAAGCUCCCUUUAGUUUACUAUUAAUGUGGGAAUGUUUACUGAGGGCUAAUUUUUCAGCUUCUGUAUAAGAAGUGCAUUUGCUAGUUUGGAUUCCUUGUAGGAUACACACUAGCAACUAAUUUAAAUUUAAAGUAAUGUGAACAACUUUGUAAAGAAAAACAUCAACUGGUAGUUUUCAACUAAUGCAAUUUAUUUUCUUAAUAACCCCAAUUACAAAAAAGCAGUUGCCAUUCUUGUUGAUGUACAUUAGAUAUGUUGACUGUUUACAUAUUGAAAGUUGUGCAUAAUUGUUUUUGGUAUCAUGUAAAACUUUUGUGUAAAUGCAGAAAAUAUAAAUGGAUCCAGGAAAUGUAACUUAAGCCUAUAAAAUCUGCAAGCUUUGGAUCAUGUUUAUUCUAAAAUGAAAAAAAAGUCUUGUAAAAAGUCAUGCAGAUUUUUAUUUGAAAUAAAUGGU